AUGGCCUCCUCCUCCAAGACCUUCACGCGCGAGGAGGUGCGCGAGCACACCACCGACGACUCCCUCUGGUGCAUCAUCGACAGCACCGUCUACGACCUCACCGACUUCGUCGACGCCCAUCCCGGCGGCGAGUCCGUCCUCCGCCAGGUCGCCGGCCAGGAUGCCACCACGGCCUUCUACAACCUCCAUCGUCACGAGGUCCUCUCCAAGUACGCCAGCCUCGCCAUCGGUUCCGUCCAGGGCGAGCAGGCCCAGGUCAUCACCCCGCUGCCCGGCGACCUCAGUCCCGUUCCCUACGCCGAACCCCUGUGGCUCUCCUCGCACUUCAAAUCGCCCUACUACAAGGACUCCCAUCGUCGUCUGCAGAAAGCCAUCCGCCACUUCACCGACAGGUACCUCACCCCGGAGGCGCAAGAGUGCGAGUCGACGGGCCGCCACAUCAGCCAGGAGAUGAUUGACCACAUGAGCCGCCUCGGCAUCCUGCACAUGCGGCUCGGUCCCGGCAAGCACCUGCACGGCGUCAACCUCCUCGAUGGCGCCGUCGACGGUCAAGAGUUUGACUACUUCCACGACCUCAUCGUCUCCCAGGAACUGUCGAGGACCAUGACGAGGGGCUUCCAGGACGGCAACAUGGCCGGCAUGACCAUCGGCCUCACCGCCGUCCUCAACUUCGCCCGGGACCAGUCCUGGAAGAAGAAGAUUGCCGACGAGGUGUUCAGCGGGAGGAAGAAGCUGUGUCUCGCCAUCACCGAGGCCUUUGCCGGCUCCGACGUCGCGGGCCUCCGGACGACGGCCGAGAAGACGGCGGAUGGCAAGCACUACAUCGUCAACGGCACCAAGAAGUGGAUCACCAACGCCACGUGGUGCGACUACUUCGUCACCGGCGUCCGCACCGGCAAGGGCCUCAGCGUUCUGCUCAUUCCCCGAGGCGAGGGCGUCGAGACAAAGGCCAUCAAGACCUCCUACUCUCCCGCCGCAGGCACCGGCUACAUCACCUUUGACAACGUCAAGGUGCCGGUCGAGAAUCUCCUCGGCGAGGAGAACAAGGGCAUCCACGUCAUUCUCAGCAACUUCAACCACGAGCGGUGGACCAUGGCCUGCGGUAGCGUCCGCAUCUCCAGGACCAUCGUCGAGGAAUGUCUCAAGUGGGCAAACCAGCGCCUCGUCUUCGGCAAGCGCCUCAUCGACCAACCCGUCAUCAGGCUCAAGCUCGCCAAGAUGAUCUCUCUCGUGGAGGCCAACCAGUCCUGGCUCGAGACCGUCACCUACCAGAUGUGCCACAUGCCCUACAAGCAACAAGCGCAGCACCUCGCCGGUCCCAUCGGCCUGCUCAAGAUGAGCUGCACCCGGGCCGCCCACGAAAUUGCCGACGAGGCUGUCCAAAUCUGGGGCGGCCGCGGCCUGACCCAGACCGGCAUGGGAAAGCACAUCGAGAUGUUCAACAGGACGUACAAGUUUGAUGCUAUCCUCGGCGGCGCCGAGGAAGUCUUGGGUGAUCUCGGUGUGCGGCAGGCGAUGAGGAAUUUUCCCAAGGCCAUGCUCUAG
Molecule: messenger RNA, 1545 nt
Organism: Drechmeria coniospora
Lineage: Eukaryota; Fungi; Ascomycota; Sordariomycetes; Hypocreales; Ophiocordycipitaceae
Product: Acyl-CoA dehydrogenase/oxidase
Exons: 4
Coding region: 1-1545 (514 amino acids)
Molecular function (GO): acyl-CoA dehydrogenase activity; flavin adenine dinucleotide binding; heme binding
Source: RefSeq, a predicted model, not a curated record